AUUUGCUAUCGAAUUAAACAGAAAGAUAUUGUAUUAAAGCAAGGAUUUCGUUCUAAGUGCGUUAACGUUUUUGCUGUUGCAAGUGUGGGAAGACAGAGGUGGCAAUUGUUGCGAGGUAACGAGAUCGUAUUGACGUAUUGGAAUAUAGGUCGGAAUAAACAGGACAAGUAAUAGUAGUAACAUACCGCAAAAAGCGGAGGAGAACGGUAUGACUGUGGCCACACUAGGUUAUACAAUGGUCAUUUGUGGCAAUAGUGACGACCCUCAACACAGGUAUCGGGGACGAAUCGAAAAAGUCAAGUUUGGAGUCCCAAUUGAGGAAGCCUUCGCUCACGAUAUACCUGCUACUUUAUUAGUACUGCUGUUAAAAGUACAUAAAGAUGGUCCCGCUAAAAAGGAUAUCUGGCGUGCACCGGGUAAUCAGGCUCAAGUGCGAAAGCUUUCACAUAUCAUGCAACACGGAAGGCUUGUAAAUAUUGCCAAUUUUAGUGUUUAUACUGCUGCAUCUGUUAUUAAGAAGUUUUUGUCGAAAUUGCCGAGUGGCAUAUUUGGUCUCGAAAAUGAACAGAAACUUUUUGAUUUGUAUACUUUAUCAUCAGAUCUAGAAUUGCAGAGACAGUCCUUUUGUCGAGUAUUAAGCAGUUUACCGAUCCCGUCACAGCACUUGCUUGUAUUACUUUUUGGUACUUUUUAUAUGAUCUCAGAAUCAGCCGAUUCAUUUGGCUCAAGGAUGACAACGGAAGCUCUUGGAAUUUCCGUAGCGCCUUCACUUUUCCAUUCGUGUAUUCAUGACGGACAACGGGCGAAGAUGGAAGACGUGGUACGAUUCAAAAUUGCUUCCGAGAUUAUCUCAAGAAUUAUUGAAAAUUUUGGUUAUGCAAAUCUAUUUCCACGAGAAAGUUACGAGUUUUAUGCUCGUAUAACUGGACGAACAGUACGAUUUGAUGAAAAUGAUUCACGACUGCGGUUCGUUACACCAGCUAUUUUGCCGGGAUCGUACAGUCAACCUGACGUGAUACUCGUUAAUGCUGAUGCCACUAAUGACAGAGGGGCAAUGGACUGGGGUUAUCCACGCUGCUCCCAUCGACAAGCGCAAUCAACGGGUCAUGAGCUGACAUGCAAACGGUUAAGUAGCUCAGCUGCAGAGGUACAACUUCCGCACAGUGAUGAUGAUGAGAAAUAUUCUUUGAAUGCAUUUCAUGGUAGUGAAUUAUUAGAAAGUACUCAUUCACUUACCUACCUUGAAUGGGUACAUGAAAGGCAAACAAGACGUAUGCGUACACGGUCUGAAUGGUUCCUUUUGCCUGCAUCAUCAGCAAAAGGUAGUGAUACAUCACAGUUAAAUGCUUCCGAAAUCUCCUCCACUAGCAUACUUCAACCGUAUUCGCAAUCUGAUGACUUAAUGGGUUCAUCUGACGGACGCACGGGAAGUCUGGAUAAUGUUGAUGAAUGCCGUAUAAAUAUUACUCGAAAACUACCUUUGUCGAAAGCAUGCAAAGGAGCAAUCGCCUCAUCUUCACCUAGUACAUCAGGACAACUUCCUCCAACACAACCAGCAAUGUCCCCAACAUCUCGGAUAGUUGGUGGUAUCGUUCGUCGACGUUCUUGGCGUACUCAUUACGUACGUCCUAAUCGGAUCGUUGAGAGUGCUAACAAAGAACGAGAUUCUAGCGAAGUUGCUAUUGUUUCAAGUAGAUCAGCACCGCUGUACCGUCGUAAUGUGCCACAUGCGUACAGUCGAAACUUGCCAAGUACUGAGCGGCCUAUAAUGCUACCAUCAUCUUUGAUGGAACUGCAACAGCAGCGGCAGGAAUCAAGGAUACCAUCACCAAAAUAUGAAAAGCGUUACUAUCCCAAUACUGAAAGUGGUAGUAGUACUUCUCAUGGUAGAAGGUCAAAGACCGUUUCGCGAUCUAAAAAUAUACAUUUAUAGUUUAUAAGAACUUUAU
Molecule: messenger RNA, 1949 nt
Organism: Loa loa (African eye worm)
Lineage: Eukaryota; Metazoa; Nematoda; Chromadorea; Rhabditida; Onchocercidae
Exons: 11
Coding region: 209-1933 (574 amino acids)
Biological process (GO): signal transduction
Molecular function (GO): GTPase activator activity
Source: RefSeq, a predicted model, not a curated record